Molecule: messenger RNA, 1942 nt
Organism: Physella acuta
Lineage: Eukaryota; Metazoa; Mollusca; Gastropoda; Physidae
Product: selenoprotein M-like
Cellular component (GO): endoplasmic reticulum lumen
Molecular function (GO): oxidoreductase activity
Source: RefSeq, a predicted model, not a curated record
UCCGGCUGGUCACUAGCAAAGCAGUAAACAUUAACAAACAUGGGUGCCACGCAAAUGCUGACGUGUACUGUCUUUUUAAUUUUAAUAACUCUAUUUCCAGUUAAUGCUACGGAUGGAGUUAUGAGUGCUAAAGUUGUCAGCUGCACUGGAUGACGAUUGAACAAGCUUCCAGAGGUUAAGAGGUUCAUCAACCGGGAUCUCCCUCUGUUUCAUAAUGUUGAGUUCAAGGCUAAACCUGGUGCAAGUCCUGAGCUUCAGCUGCUUAAUGUUAGUGGGGACAUAUUGGAGGUUAUUGACCUAAGUCCUUUUGAUCAGCAAGAAUGUAACGAGCUUCUGCUGCGCAAAGGCUUCUACAAGAAACCAAAUUCUGCAGCCGUGGUUCCUGAUGAGUAUUUGAAUGGUCCCUAUGUAGAGAUCCAGGUAGAAAAUAGUAAAAGGGUAGACUUGUAGCAGAGUGACUUAGUUUAGCUUGACUGUGUACUUGUCCAUUUAUUUAGCACUGUGGAAAGUUUUUUUUUUCUUACAGUUGUCAUACUUGAUUGUGUAUCUAUUACAUGUGUGUGACGAUUCUCUCUUUUAAUAGGUUGAAAAAAGUAAAAGAGAUUUAUAAUAUCUUUAAAAGUUUUGAAAGUAAGUAGUCUGAUUUAAGGAUGUUAUUUGUAUCUCAUUAAAAGACAAAAACUUGAGAUUCAUAGUAUGUAGUGUUUAUUUAUUUUAUUUAUUCUGGUCAUGAAGAUGUUCCUUUUUAAAAUGAAUCCCUACCUUUUUACAUUUGUUGAUUUCAUUUUCUUCUGUUAUUAAAGUUCAGUCAAGUGUGAUAUUAUUUCUUAAACAUUUGUAGUUAUUGAGGGAAAACUCUUAUUUGUAUAACCACAUUAGUUAAAUCAAUUUACUGAAAUAUUUUUUUAACACUUUAGAUUUUUUUUGUUGUAAAAUUGUUUAGAUGUAAGAGAAAAAAUAAUUUCAUUGUGUUCAAAAAUUCUUUUAACUGGUACAUGACCAAGCUUUUGUAGCAGAUUUAUAUCUGCUACACAGAAAAUGUGCAAUUUAUCCUGAGUUUGUUCAGUUUGUUGAAAGAAAAGCCUCUGUUUUAAACAUUAUGAAAGAACCCAUGAUACAGAAAUCAUUUUAAAGUUCUUAAAAAAUGGGUUAGUUUUUGUUGAAUAUUUUUACGAAUUAGUCUUCCCUUUUGUUGUUAACUACAUUUUAAUUGAUCAGAAGUAUUACAUUUUAAGACCAAUUUUACUUUGUUUCAAAACCAAUUUUUAAAAAGUAUUUACUUGAACCUGCCCUUUGAUUUUGAGAGAUCUAUUACAUUUAAAAUGUAUGAAGUGGGUGAAUGGUUUUACCUAUAAAUAUUUUAUUGAUGGUGUAGUGUGACAGGUGUUGCUCCAACCAAUAAUAUGUCACAGAGAAAUGAACCUAAGCCGGAUCUUGAGUGGUCACAUGAUGCUGGCAACCUAAACACAGCGGGUUGUUGGCUGAUAACUUCACCAGUCUACCUGCUUUUGGUUUAUUUGACGUCUGAUAUAUUUUUGGUUGUACAUGGUUUAACUGUACAAUUAACUGUUUUUAACUAGGGUCGGUGUUUUAUCAUACCCUUAUAAUUUUAUAUGUUUAUUUUUUAAAGAUUUAAAUGCAAUAUUUGCCAUUUGAUCACAAAAUAAAAUGCCAAGUUUUAUUUGAUUGGUUAAAAUUUUAGCUUGUAGAAAAUGAUAAUUUUCUUUCUGGUUGUCCAAAUAUAACUGAUCUAUUUUUAAGCUGGUUCAGAAUCAAUUAAUUACCAACAAAAUUUUGUUACAAUCAAUCUGUUAAUAAGACUACACAAUUAAAAACAACUACAAUGAUGCUAUUGUAAACCUGAAAUACUUUGGUCGAGAUUUGUAUUCAAUAUUUUGGUACAUGAUGUAAUAGUCUAACAACGAAUAAAACUCAAUUUUUU